AUGCGAAGUGAAAACACUCUCGAGCCAAAUGCAAGGCCCAAAAGAAGCACUUUCCUAUCACAGGCAUCGACUCUAUCAGGGCCAAUCUCCCUCCCUAUCCUCUUCGGGAUGUGUCUUACCUCCUUGAAUGUUCUUGCAAAUCAAACUGUCUCGGUUAUUUCGGAAGUUUCAGGGGAGACUCUCCAGAAACAGGUCCCCCUGCACGAAGUUUCCUUCUGGAAUUCAGUUCUCUCCGCGAUGUUCGCAGGAGCUUUCGCCUUUUCUCUCGGACUCUUUUCGAUGGGUCUCCUCAAAAAGACCCCGCACGCGCAUUUUAAGGGGAUUUUUUCUGUUUCAUCACUCCUUAUCCUUCUGACGAACCUAAUCUGCGGAUUCUUCACGAAUAUUCCCCUCCUUUUCAUCGCUAGGUUCUUCAUGGGAGCAGGAACAGGAGCUGCCUGCGCCCUCGGACCCGUCUACUACAUCGCUCUUUUAGGCCCAAAAAAUGGCUCAAAAAUUGCUACCCUUCAGGGCCUAUUCAUAAACCUGGGGAUCCUCUUCGAGAGAAGACUCUCUAACUCCGACUUUUUCAGCGGGAAUUCCCGGAUCUUUUUCUUCAUCUCCGGAGCCUCCCUCCUCGCACUUUUGAUGAACAUUUUCUGGACAAAAAAUCUUGCAGGAGAAAGCCCGAAUAACCCAGGAGAAAUAGAAAUUAUCCGCGCAACAGAAAGUGGAGUCCCUGCAGAGAAAGUCUCCGAAGAUGAAAAUGCAAAAUUCUUCAUUGGAGUCUGCCUUUUCAUGCAUAUAGUCCAGCAACUAACAGGAAUCAACCCCAUUCUCUCGAACGUAUUUAUCCUCUUCACAGAGAAUAUAAAAGACCAGACAGGCCCAGCAAAGGCUUUUUUCGACGUAUCUGGAGCCCUCGGAACGGGAAUCUCCUGCUUUAUCAUGUUCUUUAGAGUCGCCUGGUUUAAGCAUAUGGUUCUUACUUCGGGACUUCUCGCGUGUGGGUCCUUCCUAGCGAUGAUCCAGGCGGGACCUGUAGCUUCCUGCUGGGGAGCUGCUUUCUACCUUUUCUUCUUUGCUGUGGGAUUGGCUUCUCUUCCCUGGAUGCUUCCUUCUAUGAUUCUGCGGGGGGAGAGAAACGUCGCAAUUGCUGCUGGAUUGGGCUCUCUUGCGAACUCUCUUUUUGCGUCUGUGUAUUCUUUCUUCUACAUAGAGGCUUAUCGUCGGGUUGGUAACGCUGUCUUUGGAGUUUUUGCUCUUUUCUGCCUGAUUGAGGCAGUUGCUGGGUUCUUCCUCGUGCGGAGGUCGGACAGACUGCAGAGGAACGAAGUACGCGCUGCUCUGUGCGCGGAGGGAGUCCCUUUGAAGGAUUUGCAGGCGCCUGAGGAGAAAAUGUCCUGA
Messenger RNA from Nematocida major, 1386 nucleotides. RefSeq lists its product as uncharacterized. The transcript has a single exon. Lineage: Eukaryota; Fungi; Microsporidia. Gene Ontology annotation, molecular function: hexose transmembrane transporter activity. Gene Ontology annotation, cellular component: membrane. Gene Ontology annotation, biological process: monosaccharide transmembrane transport. The record is from RefSeq and is a predicted model, not a curated record. The coding region runs from base 1 to 1386 and encodes 461 amino acids.